Paraglomus occultum is the source of this 1341-nucleotide messenger RNA. NCBI's taxonomy places the organism in Eukaryota, Fungi, Glomeromycota, Glomeromycetes, Paraglomerales, Paraglomeraceae. The record is from the annotation of a GenBank genome assembly.
AUGUUGUCAGAACCACACAAGACACUCUUGGAUGAUAUUGCAAAAUUAUAUACUCUAGCUGAUGACUACAACGUUUCCAUAGAAGUCGGGGAGGGGCGGAAUAUGGAGGUGUUUAAAGCGCAUUCCGUUAUUCUGAGAGCGAGAUCACCUUAUUUUAAGUUAGCUUUAUCACAGACUUGGGUAAAGACUUUUGACCAGAUGAUACUGUUUAAGAAACCGAACAUGACGCCGGAUGUAUUUCGAGUCCUUCUGAGAUAUAUCUACACGGGUCAAGUCUCGUUUACAGACUCCCCAGAUUUAGAUUUGUUAGAUCUAAUCCUUGCAGCAGACGAGUUGGUUCUUGUUGAACUGGUGGAACAGGAUCCAGAACUGAUAUUCAGAGCGCCUGAUUUUUUAUCACUUGAAGAAGAGUUUCUUGUUGCUCUAUUAAAAAGAGAUGAUCUUGGCAUGGAGGAAGUAUCUGUCUGGGAGCACGUAAUUCGAUGGGGAAUAGCUCGGAACCCCUUGCUUGAUAAACCACCCGAGACAUGGACUAUUGAAGACUUUGACACGCUUCGCAACACGCUCUCUUCCACCUUUCCUCAUAUUCGGUUCUUCAAUAUCUCGCCCGCCGAUUUCUACUACAAAGUUAGACCAUAUAAGAAAAGUCUUCCUCCCAAAUUACGUGCCGAUAUCAAAAAGCACCAUUACGUGCCUGACGCCGAGAUUGAGUCUGUCAUACUUCCUCCUCGGAUUCAAGUUAAUAAACCCGAUUCCGUGAUCAUCAAUGCUAAUCAUAUUGUGCUGCUUGCUCGAUGGAUCGGCGGACAGGAUGAUAACCCGUUUUCAAGCGACAAUUUAUUCUUGUGUCGUAAAGUGCCCUAUAACUUUAAGUUAUUGCUCCGUGGAAGUAGAGACGGAUUUGACUCUGAUGUAUUUCAUACGUUAUGUGACUAUCAAGGCGCUACUGUAGUGAUAAUUAAGACAGGAUCUGGACAGAUAAUCGGUGGAUAUAACCCGGUUAAUUGGAAGUCGUCUGGAGAAUGGAUAGCUACAACUGAAAGUUUUAUUUUCAAUCUAAAUUACGGUAAUGAUUUGCUUAAUGUCAAGCUCAGCAGAGUCAAUGAUCGCGCGGGAGCAAUAUGCGACUUUAAAGGACUGAGAGCGACUGGAUUUGGAGGUGGAGAUUUGAAAAUAUUUGGGCAUAUGUGUAACAGGGCAUCGUAUGAACACGAUAUACUGAAUGAGACUACCUUUACUCGUGAAGAGUAUGAAGUGUUUAAGAUAACACGGAAGAAACAUCCACCUCCAUUUUUACAAAAGAGGAUGGUGAGUGGUCAUGAUGGAAUAGCUGAUUAUUAA